CGAGCGGUUUUCCAUUCUACGUCGAUCAAGAUAUAUUCGUGAAGAAUUAUCUUUAAAGAAAGUGAACAAAUCGUGAUUUCUGUAGAUUUAAGUGAGCUUUGGGAUAGAGAAACCGUCUUGCCUUCAAGCUAUCUGCGAUGGCUGCCAAUUACUGGGAAUCGAGUCAACGAAAACACUGGCAAUUUACACGAGAACAAUUGGAGGAUUUACGAUCCAAACUUGAAGAUGAAGAUCAAGCUCUGGUACAAGCAUAUCCUCUGCCACAACUCAGACACUUGAGUAUAUAUUUUAAUCAACAAAUGACUCGACUUGGAAAACGUCUCGGUGUGCGACAGCAAGCAAUGGCUACGGCACAAUUGUACAUUCGUCGAUUUUACUCAAAGGUCGAAAUUCGGAAAACGAACCCAUAUUUAGUUCUCGCAACAGCAGUAUAUUUGGCAUGUAAAAUGGAAGAAUGUCCACAUCACAUCAGGCUCGUGGUUAGUGAAGGUAGAGGUUUAUGGCCUGAAUAUUUCAGUAAUGAUACUUCGAGGCUUGGGGAAUGUGAAUUCUUUUUGAUCUCCGAAAUGAGUUCACAAAUGAUUGUCCAUCAUCCUUAUAGGAGUUUGACUGCUCUUCAAGGGACUUUCUCCCUCACAGCAGAAGAAUCCAAUCUUGCUUGGUCUAUUGUAAAUGAUCAUUACAUGACGGAUUUACCUCUAUUUUACGCGCCACAUACCAUUGCUAUUAUGGCUAUUCUUCUAGCGCUUGUACUUCGCCCAAAUGCGACUGGAAUCCAAUCUGCUAGUGGUUCCUCGGCUAGCAAUAUUGCAAGUGCCGCACAAGCUGCAUUAACGACUGCUGGUCAAGCGAAAGGCGGAACUCCUGAGAGACAAGGAGGAAGAACUAAAGUUCAAAAAUUAGCAAGUUGGCUCGCUGAAAGUACUAUUGAUGUCGAAGCGAUUGUUGAUUGCACGCAAGAAAUGAUAUCAUUUUAUGAAGCUCAAGAGCACUACAAUGAAAAGCUUACAAGGGAACAAAUAAAUCGAUUUAUUAAAGCUCGAGGUUUGGAUAAGUGAAUCAAAUUUCUGAGAUGGGAUGCGGAAUGGAUGAGAUUUCGAAGCGUUUCAGCCGCAUGCAUUGGAAAGAUCCUAUUUGAUGAAGCAAAGGGAAGAGGGGAGUGGAUGUUACACACAGUCCGAAAUAUGAAGCCUCUCUGAAUUCGAACUAGAGCGACAAAAGUCCUCUCCUUGUUGGCAGCGUGGAAACAGAAAAAUGUUGAAUUUCAUCCCGGCAAUUAUCCAAGCAAUCUUCGAGGUAGUCAUGCCCGAUAUACAGAGGAAAGAAUCGUAGCCAAAAUUAAACGCUAUGGAGACGAGAAGACCUAUCAUCAGCUGUUUGGACAAGCUUGAUCUGACUACAUUGCAUGGCAUAGCAUAUCCAUUACAGCCACCCUAGCAUUGUUCGAAUUUCUCUCCAAACUCCACUUGACCAUUCAGGCAACUGGAUAUUGAGCAAUUUAUUGGCCACUUGCUGGAUAGAUCUCCAUAUCGCGAGAUUUCCAUGUCGCAAACAUCACAUUCGAUCUCAAUAUCGACACGUGUCUCGAAAUUUGGGGGAAGAAUAGAGUAUACUAGGAUUCGAUUUGAAUGUUUUUGAAGACAUUCACAAUGUGUUUUGUAUGACGUGGCGGGGAUAACAGGUGAUUGGUCUAGGGUGUUGAAGGUGCGGAGACUGGAGACAGGAGAUAGAAAUUAUAAUACAAUAUUCAUGAAGUACUUGAGAAUACAUUUACGUGUUG
Molecule: messenger RNA, 1780 nt
Organism: Botrytis byssoidea
Lineage: Eukaryota; Fungi; Ascomycota; Leotiomycetes; Helotiales; Sclerotiniaceae
Exons: 5
Coding region: 138-1058 (306 amino acids)
Biological process (GO): positive regulation of transcription by RNA polymerase II
Cellular component (GO): mediator complex; nucleus
Molecular function (GO): cyclin-dependent protein serine/threonine kinase regulator activity
Source: RefSeq, a predicted model, not a curated record